AGCGUUUUGCACAUGGCCAUCGUCAACGAAGAUCCGGCCAUGGUGAAGGUACUGAUGGACAGCGGGGCUAACCUCAACGAACGGUGUUUCGGGAACUUCAUGAGCACUGAAGAUCAAAAGGCUUCUAGAUCGGAUUCGCUCGACCACGAAUGGGUGAACCUAUGUCCCGACACCAAUUACGAAGGGUACGUGUAUUGGGGCGAAUAUCCACUGUCAUUUGCAGCGUGUCUCGGCCAAGAGGAGAGCUACCGUUUGAUGUUGGCGAGAGGCGCUGACCCAAAUAACCAGGACACCAACGGCAACACGGUUCUGCAUAUGCUUGUAAUUUACGAAAAAAUU
This is a messenger RNA of Acyrthosiphon pisum (pea aphid), 339 nucleotides long. Its product is annotated as transient receptor potential cation channel subfamily V member 5-like. Gene Ontology annotation, cellular component: plasma membrane. The annotation marks the transcript as partial. The transcript has 2 exons. Gene Ontology annotation, molecular function: calcium channel activity; protein binding. The record is from RefSeq and is a predicted model, not a curated record. Lineage: Eukaryota; Metazoa; Arthropoda; Insecta; Hemiptera; Aphididae. Gene Ontology annotation, biological process: calcium ion import across plasma membrane.